Molecule: messenger RNA, 1947 nt
Organism: Condylostylus longicornis
Lineage: Eukaryota; Metazoa; Arthropoda; Insecta; Diptera; Dolichopodidae
Product: threonylcarbamoyladenosine tRNA methylthiotransferase
Exons: 3
Coding region: 112-1854 (580 amino acids)
Biological process (GO): tRNA methylthiolation
Cellular component (GO): endoplasmic reticulum
Molecular function (GO): 4 iron, 4 sulfur cluster binding; tRNA (N(6)-L-threonylcarbamoyladenosine(37)-C(2))-methylthiotransferase activity
Source: RefSeq, a predicted model, not a curated record
CAAGCAUUGUUUACACGUGAAAUAAAAUUUGCAGCUUUGAAGUGAAUAUUUGUUUUUGUAUCUACUUAACUUUUAAAAAGUUUAUUACUUUUCCUUAAAAGACUUUGCAUAAUGUCUGCGUGCAUAGAAAUAAUAGAGGAUAUUGAAGACUUAAUAUCUUCACAAGAUAUUACUCCGAAAGAAAGAUAUAGUAACAAAAUGGGUGUUUCAGUUCGACCAAAGAAACGUCAGAAAUUGCAAGUUGCGAGUGAGGAACAAAAUAAAGAAUAUGUGAUUCCCGAAAAAGUAAUUCAUAAAAGUGUUAUACCGGGAACACAGAAAAUUUACGUAAAAACUUGGGGAUGUGCUCAUAAUAACUCUGAUUCAGAGUACAUGGCUGGACAGCUAGCAGUGUAUGGUUAUAAUUUGACAAAUAAUAAAAAUGAAGCAGAUUUGUGGUUAUUAAACAGUUGCACGGUUAAAAAUCCAUCUGAAGAUACAUUUCGUAACGAUAUUAAGAGUGGGUUAAAGGAUGGAAAACAUGUCGUUGUAGCUGGUUGUGUUCCCCAAGGAGCACCGAAAUCAGAAUAUUUAAAAGGAUUAUCUGUCGUUGGAGUCCAACAAAUCGAUCGGGUGGUCGAAGUUGUAGAGGAAACACUAAAAGGUCACACUGUGCGGCUACUUCAGCCAAAAAAGGAUACUGGUAAAAGAGUAGCUGGUCCUAAACUAGCUUUACCAAAAGUUAGAAAGAAUCCAUUAAUUGAAAUUAUACCUAUCAAUUCUGGCUGCCUAAAUCAGUGUACUUAUUGUAAGACAAAACAUGCACGUGGUGAUUUGGUAAGUUAUUCUCCGGAGGAAAUAGUUGAACGGGCAAAACAAGCAUUCGAGGAAGGCUGUUGUGAAAUUUGGUUAACUUCCGAAGAUACGGGAACUUAUGGAAGAGAUAUUAACAGUUCUCUUCCUGAAUUAUUAUGGAAAUUAGUGGAAGUAAUUCCUCAAUCAUGUAUGAUGCGGGUUGGAAUGACAAACCCCCCUUAUAUAUUAGAACAUUUGGAAGAAAUAGCUAAAUGUUUGAAACAUCCUCGAGUUUAUUCAUUUCUCCAUGUACCUGUUCAAAGUGGUAGUGAUAGUGUUUUAAGUGACAUGAAGCGCGAAUAUUGUAGGAAAGAUUUUGAACAAGUUGUUGAUUAUCUGCGGGACAAUGUGCCAGGUGUUACUAUUGCAACUGAUAUAAUAUGCGGUUUUCCGGGCGAAACUGAGGCAGAUUUUGAAGAAACAAUGACACUGUGUGAAAAAUAUAAAUUUCCCUCCCUUUUUAUAAAUCAGUUCUUUCCUAGACCGGGAACACCUGCUGCAAGAAUGGAAAGAAUUCCAGCGAAUUUAGUGAAAACACGUACAAAACGCUUAACGGACCUAUUUUAUACGUAUGAGCCAUAUAUCCAUAAAGUAGGCGAAAAACAAACAGUACUUGUAACAGAAAUUUCUCACGACAAGAAUUUUUACGUAGGACAUAAUAAAUUUUAUGAACAAGUUUUAUUACCAAAACAAAAGAACUUACUUGGCAAAUCUGUUCAAGUGCGAAUUGUUUCUGCAUCGAAAUUCAGUAUGAAUGCAGAAUUAAUAGAUGAUGAAUCUAAAUGGGAAGAAUGUAGUAGAAAAACUAACAAUGGAACUGUUAACAUUUUUGGUCAACUUGGUGAUUGCAAUAAUACAAAUGGAUGUCAAACAAAUGAAUGUUAUGAAAAAACUAUUAGCAAUGAAAAUGUUGAUAUUAAAAAAGCCAGAUGGUCGUAUCUAUUGUUUUAUGGAUUAAUCGGCGCUUUUAUUGCUUUGGUUUAUAGAUUUGUUUGGAAAAUAUUGGCCACAAAUAGCUAAAUAUAUUUUGUAUAAAUUCACCAAACUAUAGAAAUGCGAAAUAUGUAUUUGUUUUGUAUAUCAUAAUUGAAAUUAAAUAUUCGUUUUAUUUUA